Puntigrus tetrazona (Sumatra barb) is the source of this 2555-nucleotide messenger RNA. It is a transcript of the gene gjb10, whose product is annotated as gap junction protein beta 10. Gene Ontology annotation, cellular component: connexin complex. The record is from RefSeq and is a predicted model, not a curated record. Lineage: Eukaryota; Metazoa; Chordata; Actinopteri; Cypriniformes; Cyprinidae. The transcript is spliced from 2 exons. Gene Ontology annotation, biological process: cell communication. Bases 149 to 946 code for a protein of 265 amino acids.
CACGUGUCGGUUGUGUUUUAACGCCCGCAGUUCGCCAGACAGCUACAAACAGGACAAUCACUGCCUCCCGAAAGCACUGUACGCGACCGCGAGUUCUCAAGACUGUGAGAGGUAUUCAGGUGAUAUAACCUGAGCGCUCACGGGUGCCAUGAAUUGGGCUUUUCUUCAGGGUCUCCUGAGUGGGGUCAACAAGUACUCCACCGCAUUCGGCCGUGUCUGGCUGUCCAUAGUCUUCCUUUUCAGGGUCAUGGUCUUUGUCGUAGCUGCGGAGAAGGUGUGGGGUGACGAGCAGAAAGACUUUGCCUGUAACACAGCUCAGCCCGGCUGCCACAACGUUUGCUACGACCACUUCUUCCCGGUGUCCCACAUACGUCUGUGGGCGCUGCAGCUCAUCUUCGUCACCUGUCCGUCGUUCCUCGUGGUGCUGCAUGUGGCCUACCGUGAGGAACGCGAGCGGAAGCACCGCCUCAAACACGGCGAGGGCUGUCAGCGGUUGUACGCCAACACCGGAAAGAAGCGAGGUGGUCUCUGGUGGACGUACAUCCUCUCGCUGGUUUUUAAAAUGGGAGUAGAUGCGACCUUCGUGUAUCUAUUGUAUCACAUUUAUGAGGGCUAUGACUUUCCCAUCAUGGUGAAGUGCUCGGAACAUCCCUGCCCCAAUGUGGUGGAUUGCUUCAUCUCUCGGCCCACAGAGAAGCGGAUCUUCACCAUCUUCAUGGUGGUGACAAGUCUGGUGUGCAUCCUGCUCUCCCUCUGCGAAAUCCUCUACCUGGUGUGCAAACGUUGCUUUGAAUGUGUCCACAGGAUGCAGGGCUCGCGGCAGAUAAACAAGGCAAGGUCCAUCGCCAACAUGAGGAGCUCAAACACUCAUUUAGAUUCAAACAGCAAGAAACUGGCGAUCAAAGGCCAGCCAGCGCCACCAUACAGUGCGGUCAUCUCAUCCUAAAAAAACAUGAACUUGGACAAUACUUCCACUGCAAGUGGUACUCGGAGAGGUGGAAAAUGUUCCUCAUGUUCACCACCAUGUGAACUCAAACGCGGCCACCUCCGUGGAUGGUUGGCAGUAGAGGAAGCAGCUUGUAUACUUACCCUAUAUCCACUGGAUCCUUUUGCUGGAAAGUUGUGGCCUGAUAAACAACAUUAUAUAUUUGAAAAGUUUAUAGGGGUCAAAAUGUCAACAUUCAGGAUGACGCAGUCUUUAGUUUGACUAAAGCAAGUCUCUUCAGGGUUUUGGGUGUGGUGUGGCUUCUGUUAGGUCUAAAUCAAGAACACCAACACCAGCGGGCACUUUAAACUAAGCAAAUACAAAACAUAUAGUAUAAGCCCAGGUAAUAACAAUAAUUACUAUUAAUUACAUAGAACACAAUAAUCUGUUUUUUAACGGACACUAACAGGCAAAAUGUGACUGCAAAUGAGGUUGUCACUAUUUGCUUUACAUAUUUUUAUAUAUAUAUUUUUCAGAUCAAACCAAGGAUAGUACAAUUAAUUGAUAAAAUAGUCUAUUAUGUAUAGAGGCCUCUAUACAUAAUAGACUAUUUUAUCAAUUAAUUGUUAUUAACUCAAAAACACUGAGGCUGAUAAUACACUGGGCAACUUUUUGAGUAAUGUUGCUGGGCAACUUUAGGAAAUGUCGCCAUAAAUGGUUAACCAGGUGAGACACAGGGCCCAAGACUAAAUAACAAUUUCUCAGUUGAAAAGUGCUCAAGCAACACUGCUCGAAAAAGCUGCCCAGUGUAUCAUCAGCCUGAGCAACUGAGACUUCAUAAGUCACAGUGUAAUUAAAAAAACAGUUCACCCAAAAAUUUUAAUUCUGUCAUUGUUUACUUAUCCUUGUGUCAUGCCAAAGCUGUAAAACUUUCUUUUUUUAUUUGAAAAAUUGUUUUUGUCCACACAGUGAAAGUCAGUAGGGUGCAAAACAACACUGAACACUGCUGACUUUCACGGCAUGCACGGAUUUCAUGAGAACAGCAUGCAUACAUCACAUUUCUUCUCCAUAUAUUUACAGCCAGCAAAUAAAGUACAUGCUGUUAAACCGAACACAUUUUUACAAGCAGACUUCCCAAAUCCACCUAGAUAACAAAUCCUAAUUUAUGCUUAAAUUUGAAUGUAAAUUUAAAUUUGUUUGUUUACAAAUUUGUACAGAGCAGUUUGUACUGUAUUUUUGUUUAUUAUUAUUACCAUUCAACAUUUUGUCAUCAUUUUUGCUGAGUUCCUGUUUUGUAUAUUAGCUGGUGUGUGUGUGUGUGUGCGUAUGCUAAUGUGUGCUUAAACGGUGGUGCUCCAAUCUAAUGUCUUCCAAGAAUUUACAGUAUUUAAAACUUAUUGAUAAAUGCUCAACACUGCCAGAUGAUCAAAUUCAAAUAAGGCCAUUUUGCCUGUGUGUGUAUGAGAAAGCUUUUCAUUCACUGAUAAACAUAUCGAGAAAAGUAAACAUCCUCAGUAGUUAGAAAUCCUCUGUUUGUAUGCUAACCUUUCAGCGUUCUUUCCUAAUUGCUGUGUUUAGAGUUGUUUACAUUUUAAGAUACAUUAAAAUCUGCUUUUUAUUUUCUUACAAA